AUGGCCACCGAGAAACCUGCCGAUUACAGGUUACCGACGAAUGUGAAGGCAACUCAUUACGAUCUUACCAUCAAGACUGACCUCGAGGUUCUUAAAUUCUGGGGAUAUGUUAUCGCUCAUAUUGAUAUUCUCGAGGACACUUCAUCUAUCACCCUCAAUGCUUCCGAUCUUUCAUUCGCGCUCGGGUCCAUCGCCGCUAUAGACUCCUCGGGGAAUUUGCACAAGGCUAAGGCUGAUAUUGUGGAGGAUAAGAAGCAAGAAAGAGUCACGUUCCAAUUUGAGGAUCCGUUCAAGAAAGGCAGCAGUAUCCAACUUAGAGCGGCAUAUGAAGCAGAGUUGGGAAAUAGCAUGUUGGGAUACUAUGUGUCGUCUUGGAACAAAGAUGGCAAGAAACGGUAUGCGUACCGUGAUCCUGAUCCCCUCCAAAACAGAGCCUUCCCUUCUUGGGACGAACCCCUCCUCAAAGCAACCUAUGCUAUCAACCUGAUUUCUCGCUCCGAUACAGUCAACCUCUCCAAUAUGCCAUCUAUCUCUGAAAUACCACUCAUCUCGGGACAAAACGCUUCUGAUGAACCCGUUGGUGUAAAAGGGUUAAGGGAGGUGUUUGGGACCGACGGCGAAGGCUGGAAGGUGACUGUAUUUGAGAAGACACCUAAGGUUUCAAGCUAUCUUGUUGCGUUUGCGAACGGGCAUUUCGCACAUAUCGAUGGGACGUAUACGAGCCCGUUAAGCGGGGAGAAACGUCCCCUUCGUGUGUAUGCUACCCCGGAUAUAAUUCAUCAAGGUCAUUUUGCAUUGGAAGUCAAGUCUAAGACACUCCCGCUUUAUGAACAAGUCUUCGAUGUUGAGUUCCCCCUUCCCAAGCUAGAUACGCUCGUUGCAGCAGACUUCGAUGCAGGUGCAAUGGAGAACUGGGGUCUAAUUACAGGUCGUACAACUGCUUUCUUGUUUGAUCCCAAGAAGUCGGAUUUGUCGGCCAAGAAGAGAGUUGCUCAAGUGCAGGCCCAUGAGGUAGCGCACAUGUGGUUUGGUAAUAUCACGACAAUGGCUUGGUGGGAUUCGCUUUGGCUUAAUGAAGGUUUCGCCACGCUCAUGGGUGAAGUGAUCAUCCUCAACAAAGUCUUCCCCGAGUUCCGAUGUCACAGCUCGUUUAUCAAUGAUCAUCUUCAACGAGCGUUGAAACUGGAUGCGCAGAGGAGCUCGCAUCCUAUCCAGGUUGAUUGCCCUGAUGCGAAUCAGAUUAACCAGUUCGAUGCUCUAUCGUACUCGAAAGCAGCCUCAAUGCUCCGCAUGCUUUCGCAAUACGUCAGCGAAGAGAAGUUUCUCAAGGGUGUUAGUAUCUAUCUUAAGAAUCACCUCUAUGCGAACAGUGAGCCUGUGGAUCUUUGGAAUGGUGUUAGCGAGGCUACCGGCAUCGACGUUUCCAAGAUGAUGGAUAACUGGGUUUGGAAGAUUGGUUAUCCCGUUUUGACCGUCACAGUCAGAGAAGGCGAUAUUCAUGUGAGACAGGAUCGAUUCAUUGCAACUGGUGAUGUGAAAGAAGAGGAGAACCAGACUAUCUGGCACGUAUCAGCCUCAGCCUCGUACAUCCCGCUAACCCUAUUAUCUACCGAUCCCUCUGGGAAGACGUCCAUUGACCGCAAGGUUGUUCUGAAUGAACGAGAGACAACAAUCGUACUUGAUACGACCAAGCCUUGGAAGCUGAACGCGGGAACCGUCGGAGUCUAUCGGGUCUCCUAUGAACCGGAGGUUCUCAAGCAGCUGGGCACUUGGGCUGCUGAGAAGGGUUCCCCCUUCUCGCUAGAGGAUCGCAUGGGGCUUGUGAAUGAUGCAAUUACUCUCGCUAAAGCGGGAACCAGUUCAACUAGUGGUGCCCUUGAUCUUAUCACGGGGUUGAAAAGCGAGACUGAGAAUCUUGUUUGGCAGAGCAUUGCUUCAACUAUUGUGUCAAUUAAGGACCUUCUUUGGGAGCAACCUCCUGCAUUGCAGGAGCGGUUUAGAGCUUUCGAGGCCUUCCUCUUCCUGCCCAUCGUAGAGCGACUCGGAUAUGAAAGCUCGCCAAGCGAUACUGUCGAUGAUCGUGAACUUCGAACGCUCGCUGUUGGCCGAGCUGCGAGGGCUAGACACCCAGCCGUCCUGGCGGAGUUGAGGUCCCGUUUCGCUCACUUCCUAGAGACUGGCGACGACUCCAAGAUUACCUCUGAUCUACAGAGAAUAAUCUAUAGCACGGCAGUCAGAUUUGGCGGGCGCAUAGAAUACGAGGCAGUGAAGGCAAUUUGGAGGAAGCCACCUACACCGUCUGCGAAAAACUCUGCUCUAAUCGCGAUCAUGCAGUCCGAGGACGCCGAGAUCUUUGAGGAAAAUGUGAAGUUGAUUUUCAAUGAGGUUCCCCUUCAAGACUGGCACACCACUUUCGCCGCAUUAAAUAUGAACACGGUUGUGCGUCGCAAGGCAACCGGCGUUUUUAAAAACAAUUACGAUGAGAUCAUUAAACGGUUCGAGGGCAAUUUCUCUCUUGGAUACAUCGUGAAGUACAAUUUUGAGUCCUACACUACCGAAGCAGAUCGGAAAGAAACGAAAGCAUUCUUCGAGGACAAGGACAACUCGAAAUACAACAUGGCGCUUAAUCAGGCUUUGGACUCUAUCAAUGCGAAUGCCACUUGGCUUGAUCGGAGCCUGGGCGAGAUUGAGAGGUGGCUCAGGGAGGUUCCGGCAAAGAUUUAA
Molecule: messenger RNA, 2724 nt
Organism: Cantharellus anzutake
Lineage: Eukaryota; Fungi; Basidiomycota; Agaricomycetes; Cantharellales; Hydnaceae
Exons: 23
Coding region: 1-2724 (907 amino acids)
Biological process (GO): proteolysis; peptide catabolic process
Cellular component (GO): cytoplasm
Molecular function (GO): peptide binding; metalloaminopeptidase activity; zinc ion binding
Source: RefSeq, a predicted model, not a curated record